AAUAAAUAUUUUUUAAAAAGUAAAAAAAAUUUAAUUAAAGUGUUGAGAAGCAAAAAAUAUUUUUAAAUGGCACCACUGUAUAUACUGAUAUGGCAAAACAAGCUGUUAUCUUCGCGGAUAGAUAGACCUUUUUAUCAGUGGUUUUCUUUAACAGUAUAAAAAAUUGAGCGUCUAGAAAAUUGUUAUUUUACCUUUUAAAUUUAAUUUAAAAACAAAACGAAAUUGAUGUUUAAAAAUGUUCAAGUUCAAUUUUAAUGCCGUUGAGUUGGAUGAGUCUGAUUCUUAUGAAAAUGAUUCCCAUGUGAUCAAAACAGAAGAAUUAACUAAUUCUUAUGCGUUGACCACCUUGCCAUUUACAGAAUUGAUCAUUGGAGAUAAGUCUUUAAAACUAGUAGAUGAAUUUCCCAAUUCAUUCAAUUCAGAUCUCAUUCCGGGCACUUAUGAAGGAGGAUUUAAACUUUGGGAAUGUACCAUUGAUCUCUUAGAAUAUCUAAGCAAUAAUACCAAAUAUUGUAAAGAAAAAUCAGUGUUGGAUUUAGGCUGUGGUACUGGCCUUUUAGGCAUUUUCACAUUGAUGUCUGGAGCUCGGAAUGUUGACUUUCAAGAUUUUAAUAAAGAAGUAUUAACCAAUACAACUAUGAAGAAUGUAUUAGUAAAUUGUAAAGAAAGGUUAGAAGUUUGCAAAUACUUUUCAGGCGAUUGGAAAUCAUUUACUACAUUUAAUGAAGAUACCUAUGAUCUAAUUUUGACAUCAGAAACUAUAUACAAUGUGAACAACUAUAUGAAGCUUAUCAAAUUAUUUGAAAAAAAAUUAAAACCAUCAGGAAGUAUUUUAUUAAUUGCUAAAAAUUAUUAUUUUGGUGUUGGUGGUUCGAUUACUGAAUUUUUAGAUUGUUUAAAAUCUUCUAAAAUGAAUUCGGAUAUUGUUUGGACAAGUACAGACGGAGUUAAAAAAACUUUGCUCAAUAUACAUUUUUGAUUAC
Molecule: messenger RNA, 983 nt
Organism: Myzus persicae (green peach aphid)
Lineage: Eukaryota; Metazoa; Arthropoda; Insecta; Hemiptera; Aphididae
Product: histidine protein methyltransferase 1 homolog
Exons: 2
Coding region: 236-979 (247 amino acids)
Biological process (GO): peptidyl-histidine methylation, to form tele-methylhistidine
Molecular function (GO): protein-L-histidine N-tele-methyltransferase activity
Source: RefSeq, a predicted model, not a curated record